Molecule: messenger RNA, 3670 nt
Organism: Neofelis nebulosa (Clouded leopard)
Lineage: Eukaryota; Metazoa; Chordata; Mammalia; Carnivora; Felidae
Gene: PLLP
Product: plasmolipin
Exons: 4
Coding region: 198-746 (182 amino acids)
Biological process (GO): myelination
Cellular component (GO): membrane
Molecular function (GO): structural constituent of myelin sheath
Source: RefSeq, a predicted model, not a curated record
AGCGUUAAAGGGGCGGGUCCCGCGGCGGGGGCGGGGCCGCAGCUCGACAGCACCUGAGGGCUCGCGGCUCCCCGCCCCUGCACUGCGCGGAGCGCGGGAGCCGGAGCCCCCGGGGAGAGCGGCGCGGCUGCGGGCACUCGCGGCGGGAGGGGCGGCGGCGGCGGCCGGAGCGACGUCAGGAGGCUAGCGGAGCCGCCAUGGCCGAGUUCCCGUCGAAAGUGAGCACGCGGACCAGCAGCCCCGCGCAGGGCGCCGGCACUUCGGUCGCCGCGCUGCGCCCGGACCUGGGCUUCGUGCGCUCCAGCCUCGGUGCGCUCAUGCUGCUGCAGCUGGUGCUGGGGCUGCUGGUGUGGGCCCUGAUUGCCGAUACCCCGUACCACCUGUACCCAGCCUACGGCUGGGUCAUGUUCGUUGCUGUCUUCCUCUGGCUGGUGACAAUUGUCUUCUUCAUCCUCUACCUGUUUCAGCUGCACAUGAAGUUGUACAUGGUGCCCUGGCCGCUGGUGUUAAUGAUAUUUAACGUGGGCGCCACCGUUCUCUACAUCACGGCCUUCAUCACCUGCUCUGCUGCCGUCGAGCUGACGUCCCUGAAGGGCACCCGGCCGUAUAACCAGCGUGCGGCUGCCUCUUUCUUUGCAUGUUUAGUGAUGAUUGCCUACGGAGUGAGCGCUUUCUUCAGCUUCCAGGCCUGGCGGGGCGUGGGCAGCAACGCGGCCACCAGUCAGAUGGCUGGCGGCUACGCCUAGGCCACCUGUGUCAUGGCCCACCUUGGGGCCGAAGGCUGCAGCUGGGUCACAGCUGGGUCACAGCGCGGGGCGCCCUGCAAGCCCGAGGCCUGAGCCCUUUGUGGAGUCGGCCUGGAGGGACUACGCUUGCUCCGCUCUGCUCCUCAGACCCGGGCUCACCCAGCGCUCCUACGGAAUCGGGAUCCUUCCUCUGGUUUGGCCCAAGUCGGCAAGCGCCUGGGCUGGAGAGAGGCCCAUGGCUGACACCACCUGCCCGUCCCCCGUAUUUAGUGGAAGGUGACGGGGGACGCGGGACUCUCUGCUUUGUCUUUAGAAGACUCCAGUGUCCAAGGCUGGAGCCCAGUCUUCUCACCAACACUAAAUACACUAAUGAGGACUCCAGACCUGUAGCCGCUGGCCCACCGUAGAAUAAGCCUAACAAGCCGUGCGUAUUUACCUUAGUCUUUGCCCUGGGACUGAAGAGCGAGGUCUCUGAAACCGGCCUCAUUCCUUCAACCACAAUUCUGACCUGACCCUCCCUCCCUCAAGCCAACAGGUGGCUUCUAGGGAGUCAUCUGUGGAAAGAGGGUUAGGAUUUCUGACAGCAUGGUCGUCCUUUUCCUGCAUUUCAAACAUACCAGUUAUUUAAAGCAAUCGGUCUGAGAAGCAACUUCUCAGUGAUUAAAAACCUGGCCAGGUUUCCGUCCGGUACCCAAGCCCUUGUUUGUAAUAUCCCCUCUGGGAAAAGCUAACCGUGCCACCUGCUUCCCGGACGCUGUUGAUUAGGCACAUGGGACAUGGAGGAGGGAGGGACUCAAGACCUUGCCUGGUAAGUUGUCCCGUGCUUGGUGACUUGGUUCUCUUUGGGUUUUUUUUUUGUUGUUUUUUACAAAAAUAAAGCUGGAAGAACCUAUUUGGAAAAGAUGUUGGGUAAUCAUGGUUGUAGACGCUUAUACAGCCCAGGAAGCCGCAGCUAAAUGUUGUACUGGGAGGUUCAAAAUCCGGUUCUGGACUUAGCACCCCCAGCUGCUACUCUGACUUGAGGCCACCUGAGUACCUUCCUGCUUGCUUUCUUUGCCAGGGACAGUUCCCCUUCAUGCCAGCUGUCCUGACAGAUUUAAUAGACCCCCCCCCCCCCCCCCCCCGCCAUUCUCAGAAUGGUGUCCUUUUAACACUAAGCCAGUCAUCCCAGCUUUAGGCACAUCAAGGUCACCUUGCUGAAGGCGAGACUGCCAUCCUGUCCCCUGCCUUGAAAGUGCGCAGUUCAGAGAUCGUCAUCAACGCGAAUAACAGGCUGGAUCUGGGGGGCCGGCGGCAGACCACAGAGAGGAAGUCCUCCUGACCGAGCUUAUGUUUCUGCUGCCACAGAGUAACAUGCUUUGGAUAGUAAGUAGGCUGAGGGGAGGGCAUUUCUGGGCACCCCUUGGUCCUUUUGCAAAAACCCGGGGAUAAUUAGGAUGUAACUCCAGUAGUCCGUAGGCUCCCCUUAUCCACGUUCUCGCUUUCUGCGUUUUCAGUUACUCGCGGUCAGCUAGUAGCCUGGGAGCAGGCGGUCCUCCUCCUGAGGCUACCAGCAGGGUCAAGCUGCGCCAGUCACCUCACUUCAUCUCAGCCUGGGGGCCAGACCUCACCUCCCAUCAUCACAAGAGUACAGGAAGUAGGAUAUUUUGAGAGAGCCCACCGUCACGUAACUCUUAAUUACAGUAUAUUGUUGUAACUGUUCUACUUUCUUGGUGUUAACCUCUUACCAUGCCUUUCUAAAUUGAACUCUGUCACAGGUGUGGACGUACAGGGAGAAAGAGUGUGAAGAGGGUUCGGUAUUAUCCAGGAUCUCAGGCAUCCACGGGGAGGGGGUGUCUCGGGACAGAUCCCCUGCAGGUGGGGGCUACUGUUGAGUCCAACAGUUGUGGGGGACCUGCUCCAGAACAGAGGGACGGGGUUAAGUCAGACACCCAUGUCCUGGUUAGCCUGGGACAGGCCCAUGGCCUGCCUAUUGUCCUGGUGUGGAUACUAACAGGAUCGCUUUUUACUCUCAAGUGGCUCAGAAUAUGAUAAACGGAGUCAUUCCAUGAUUAAGCCAUAAGGAGAGAGUUUAGUGUUAAGAUCAACUCAUUUUCUUUUGGCUUAAGAGGAAACAAAGUCCUAGGUAAGGUCUUACCAGUUUCUGACCUAACACACAGCCCACUGCACUGCGGAUAUUAACAUGCUUCCUCAAACAACUACCUUUCGGUGAGGCCUAUGCCUCCCUGAUCCUCAGACCCUGCAGUUGAAGGGUCUGCGCUUCCCUGCGCUUCCCAUGGGCGAGGAGGUCUGAGCAAUAUGACAGGGCAGCUGUCACAGAGACUGGGCAGGAUGGCGGGCUUUCUCAUCCCAGCCACCCCUGAGCCCCAUCAAAGGUGGCACACGAUGACGGAAGUCCCUGUGUGGACAGAGACAGGUUUCCGGUUUUAUAAAAUCAGAAAGCCUAUCUGCCAAUAGUAAGCAACAGGCUUGCUUUUUUUUUUUUUCCCCCCUCUGAGCGGAAAAGAACCGUUUGCCUCUGCUGUUGUUCAUUUUUCGUUAAGUCCACAUACAUGGGUUUUCUCAACCAGGUCUUCAUCAAGUACUUCGGAUAUGCCCAGCCUACAGUGAGUAGCCCUUUAUAGAAAAAGGGCAAGAAGGGAAAGCAAGGCCAGGAGGGGCAGCAAUGGAAAAAGCUGGCUCUGCGAGGGCCUCUGGCUUUGAAGGACCAAAGCAGCAGUGACCCCGAGGGCAGGGGUGAUAGCCAAGAAAGGGGAGGGACUCGUGGAGAAUGACGGCUCUUGCAAUGCACCUCCGAGUUUAUUCAUGGUACAAAAGUAUUUAAUAAGUGCCACGCAUGAGUACAGAAAGAGUCUACAGCUCACACUUUAAGACCAGAACAGCCAACCGAAGUUUAUAAGUAUAGUCUUAUUUUUACUUAAAAA